Rhinolophus ferrumequinum (greater horseshoe bat) is the source of this 2110-nucleotide messenger RNA. RefSeq names its product solute carrier family 66 member 1 (gene SLC66A1). The coding region runs from base 193 to 1068 and encodes 291 amino acids. NCBI's taxonomy places the organism in Eukaryota, Metazoa, Chordata, Mammalia, Chiroptera, Rhinolophidae. The record is from RefSeq and is a predicted model, not a curated record. The transcript is spliced from 8 exons.
UCGGCCCGCUCGCUCCGCCCCCGAGGGCGGUCGGACUAGAGCGCGGCUCCGGACGCCGAGCGGUGGGACGCCUCCGGUCAGCUGACCAAGCCGGGGGAGACCGAACCCAGAAUCCCGGCGGGUCCGCGGAUCUGCAAGUGAGCCCUCGCCUACCUCAGCACCCCAGCGCCCGCCCGCCCUCCCUCCACAGCCAUGGUCUGGAAGAAACUGGGUUCCGGCAACUUCUCCAGCUGCCCCAAUGGCUCCCGCCAGUGGAUAUGGGACAUGUUUGGUGAAUGUGCCCAGGAUGGCUGGGACGAGGCCAGCGUGGGCCUGGGCUUGGUCUCCAUUCUCUGCUUCGCUGCUUCCACCUUCCCCCAGUAUAUCAAGGCCUGCAAGACGGGCAACAUGGAUGAGGCCCUGUCCCUGUGGUUCCUGCUGGGCUGGAUCGGGGGAGACUCCUGCAACCUCAUUGGCUCUUUCCUCGCUGACCAGCUACCCCUGCAGACCUACACGGCAGUGUAUUACGUCUUGGCAGACCUGGUGAUGCUGUCGCUGUACUUUCAUUACAAGUUUAAAAAACGUCCCUCUCUGUUGUCUGCCCCCAUCAAUUCCGUGCUCUUGUUCACCUUGGGACUGGCGUGUACCACCCCACUGCUGAGCAGAGCUGGCUCUGUGGCUGCCCCGACGGAGGUCUUCUGGGGGCGGAAGCUCCUGUCUGUGGAGCCAGGCAAUAAGCCCUUCACUCGGCAGGAAAUCAUUGGUUUUGUCAUCGGCUCUGUCUCCAGCGUGCUGUACCUGUUCUCCCGGCUGCCUCAGAUCCACACCAAUUUCCUGCGGAAGUCGACCCAGGGGAUCUCCUACUCGCUGUUCGCCUUGGUGAUGCUGGGGAACACGUUGUAUGGGCUGAGUGUGUUGCUCAAAAACCCCGAGGUGGGCCAGAGCGAGGGCAGCUACGUGCUGCACCACCUGCCCUGGCUCGUGGGCAGCCUGGGCAUGCUGCUGCUUGACACCAUUAUCUCCGUCCAGUUCUUCGUGUACAGGAACGCCUCCACCUCCUCAGAGUGUCAGCCACUCCUCCCAGGCUGACCAGGACCCAGGCCAAGCCCAGAUGACCAGGACCUCCAGAUGCCACACCAGGAAGGGAGAAGUGUGGGCAGUCACGACUGCCAACCCUGGACGAGGCAGUGGAAGAAGCCAGGGGGCGGCCUACAACUCCGGGCCCAGCUGCCUCCCCCUACGCCUCCAAUACCUGGGCUGACUCUUCAGGAGCAAGACAGGCCCUAGGGCCAGCCUCCCCGGACCUUGGGACUCACCCCGCCAGGGUCUGAGGCAGCUGUCCCUGGAGCCUUGAGGGAGAGGCUGCAGCUGGCACCUCACCCCUCAGUAAACAGUGCGCUGACCCUCGGCUCACCUACCUCAUCCUGCCGCUCACCUCUGGGGAGGGACGCAGCUGCAGCCCAGUGUACCCAGGAUGGUCCUGUCGGUUGCAGCCAGCCUAGUAAAUGGUACGCCCCAGCGAGGCCUCAGCUGUUGCUCCUUCCCAAGGUGCUGGGGUCUGAGCUGCAAUGGUGGGAAUCUGGGCCCCACCUUCCAGGGCCCACGUUGGGGCCUAAAGGGUCAGGCUGCGGGAGAGCCAAGCAAGAGGGGACCUAGUCUGCCGGCUAGCCUCCCAAGGGCCUCUGAUUUCUUCACCCUGCUUCUCUGUGACAGGCUCCACACCUGGUGGUGAGGACACAGCAGUGAGAAUGACACUCCAACAGGGUCCCUGCACCUCGGUGCUCAGAAAGCAGAAUCAUUUAGGUUCAGAUCUUGGUCCUGCAUCUUAGCUUCUCUGUGCCUCAGUUACCUUACCUGUGAAAUGGGAUGACAAUAUUACCAUGUAUGUCCUUAGAAGAUGGUGUAAUUACUAAGGUUAGCCCCCAAAUCUGGCAUGUAGUAAGAGCUCAAUAAAGAUUAGCUUUGAUCAUUUUUACUUGGAGGAGGGGGACAACCAGAUCUCCCUGGAGGUCAGAGAGACCUUCCUGGACCAUGCAACAUGGCAGAAGGAUGAGCAGGAGAUCACUGGGGGGAAGGUGAGAGUGCUGCAGGCCAGAGGAAAAAGAGAUGUAAGUGCAGGUAGGAAGGGAGC